AUGGCAAACUCAAAGGCCGAGAAGAAACAUGUGGCGGUGUUUAUUUUCCCCUUUGGGAGCCACCCUGUUCCUCUAUUAAACCUUGUCCUCAAACUUGCUCAUGCAGCUCCCAAUUUGUAUUUCUCAUUCAUUGGCACUGAACACUCUAAUAAACCUCUUUUCUCAAAACCUCACAUUCCAGAUAACAUAAAGGCUUAUAGUGUAGGUGAUGGAGUCCCUGAGGGUCAAGUACUAGGUGGCCACCCAGUUGAAAAAGUGAACCUUUUUCUUCAGGCUGGUCCUGAGAAUUUGCAAAAGGGUAUAGAUUUGGCAGUGGCAGGGACAAAACACAGAGUAACUUGCAUCAUUGCUGAUGCUUUUGUUACUCCUUCACUCAUAGUUGCUCAGAAACUAAAUGUUCCUUGGAUUCCAGUUUGGCCACCCUUGUCAUGUUCACUCGCUGCCCAUUUUUACACUGAUUUGAUACGCGAGCAAUGUGCUAAUAAUAAUAAUAAUGGUGGAGACAGAGCUUUGGAUUUCAUUCCAGGUUUGUCUAAGAUGCGUGUUGAAGAUUUGCCAGAUGAUGUAUUAAAAUGUGGGGAAGAGGAGGCACUAUUUUCAAAGACACUAGCUUCACUUGGUAGAGUACUACCUCAAGCUGAGGCAGUGGUUAUCAAUUUCUUUGAGGAAUUAGACCCACCCUUGUUAGUUAAGGAUAUGAGAUCAAAUUUGAAGUCAGUGCUUUAUGUUGGUUUUCUCACUCUUUCACUGCCUCUGAUGCCAUUGCCUCCAUGUGACACAGAUGAAACUGGUUGCUUGUCAUGGUUGGAAAAGCAGAAUGAAAGAUCAGUGGUGUAUGUUAGCUUUGGGACUGUGGUGACACCACCUCAACAUGAGCUUGUGGCAGUGGCAGAAGCAUUGGAAGCAAGUGGUUUUCCAUUUCUUUGGUCCCUCAAGGAUCAUCUAAAGGGUCUUCUUCCAAAUGGGUUUCUUGAGAGGACCAUGAUACGUGGGAAAAUUGUGCCUUGGGUUCCACAAACUCAUGUUUUGGGACAUGAUUCUGUAGGAGUGUUUGUGACUCACUGUGGCUGUAACUCUGUGUUCGAGAGUAUUUCCAAUGGGGUGCCUAUGAUCUGCAGGCCAUUCUUUGGAGAUCAUGGGAUGGCUGGAAGAAUGGUUGAAGAUUUUUGGGAGAUUGGUGUGAGAAUAGAAGGUGGAGUGUUCACCAAAAAUGGAUUGCUCAAAAGCUUGAAUCUGAUUAUGGUGAUGGAAGAGGGGAAGAAGAUGAGGGAGAAGGCACUAAAAUUGAAGAGGACCGUGGAAGAUGCAGCUGGACCACAACGUAGAGCAGCACAGGAUUUCAAGACCUUGGUAGAACUAGUUUCUAGCUCUUAAUUAAUGAUG
Gastrolobium bilobum is the source of this 1383-nucleotide messenger RNA. Its product is annotated as anthocyanidin 3-O-glucosyltransferase 7-like. NCBI's taxonomy places the organism in Eukaryota, Viridiplantae, Streptophyta, Magnoliopsida, Fabales, Fabaceae. The record is from RefSeq and is a predicted model, not a curated record. The transcript has a single exon. Gene Ontology annotation, molecular function: UDP-glycosyltransferase activity. Bases 1 to 1374 code for a protein of 457 amino acids.